This is a messenger RNA of Phragmites australis (common reed), 1275 nucleotides long. Its product is annotated as UPF0481 protein At3g47200-like. Bases 23 to 1132 code for a protein of 369 amino acids. The transcript has a single exon. The record is from RefSeq and is a predicted model, not a curated record. Lineage: Eukaryota; Viridiplantae; Streptophyta; Magnoliopsida; Poales; Poaceae.
UGGCAAGCCCCGCCUCGAGGAGAUGGAGGCGGCCAAGCGCGCCGCCCUGGAGGAGUUUUGCCGGGUGGCGAGCCGGCCCCGUGAUGUGGUCCGAGGAAAGAUCGUCUCUUUGGCGGGAGCCGCCCGCAGGUGCUACGCCGACGACCGCAAGCUCGCUCGUAUGGACGACGGUUGCUUCGCCGACAUUAUGCUUUCGGACGGCUGCUUCCUGCUGCAGUUCAUGGCCUCCAUGUGCCCCGACAACCCCGACGCUCCGCCGGAGGCGGACCCACUAAUGUCCAGGGCCGAGGUGCACACCCACGUUGACGCCAUCGCGCGUGACAUCCUGCUGCUCGAGAACCAGGUCCCCUGGCUCGUGCUCGAGGCCCUCAUGGAGUUCAGUCCUCAUGUGCCAGUGGACAAGUUCCUCGCUCUGAUGGCGUCCGCCUUCGAUGUCGGCAACAACCCAACCCAGCAGGCUCUGGCCGGAGAGACAGAACAUGACCAGCCGCCGCCACCGCAUCUCCUCGGCUUCUUCCACCGCCGUCAGGUGGGCGCGGCGCGCACCCAGAGCCUCCGCGUCCCGAGCCUCUCUUCCGUGUCCAGCACCGCGGUGGAGCUCGCCGAGAUGGGCGUGAAGCUGACCGUCACCAAGACCAAAAAAUUCGGGGACAUGACCAUGUCCAAGCGCCGUCACAGCCUCGGCCUCUUCGGCGAGCUCUCCCUGGCGCCGGUGGUCCUGAACGAUCUGACCGCGUGCUGGCUCCUCAACAUGGCGGCGCACGAGGCAUGCCUGGGCGCGACGCGCGCCGACAACUUCGCCGUCAGCUCCUACGUCUCCGUCGUGGCACUCCUCGUGAACAGGCCCGAGGACGUGCAGGAGCUGCGCGGCAAGGGCAUCAUCGUUAGCGCGCUCAGCGACAGGCAGACGCUGCGAUUCUUCAAGAAGCUCGCCAGGGAGCUGCGCGUCGGCCACCGCUACUACGACGUCUUCGAGCGCCUCGAGGAGUACAGGCGGGAGAGGUGGGUGUGGAUCGCCGUGCACAGGUUCCUGUACAAGAACGCCAAGACCAUCGUCGCCGUGCUCUCCGUCGUCGGUGUGCUCGCGGGGCUCUUCAAGACCAUCCUCUCUCUCAAGCAGCCCCAGCGGUAAUCGAGCGAGCCAUGGCCAUCCGUUGCACUGUUUGUUAAUCGUGCAAGCCCUUCCAAUCUGCUAUCCUGUCAAGUUAAUCGUCCGCUCUUAUACCGCGUUUAAGUCUCAUAAACAGAUCGACGGUAAUUCCGAUCUGGUUCUUG